CAAGAAUUCACUUCCGGAGAAUCCCAUGAGUCCAUGCUCUCAUUUUUGGCGCCUGUAACAAACAAUUAGCAGUUGGGUAAGAUGGAGGAAGAAACAACAACUUCGUCAGAGCAGGUACCCCUAGAUGCGGCAGUGUCUGCUUUUGAUCGAAUUUUUAAUGUCGCAAAUAGAGCACGAACCGAACUUAUGCGUAGUUCGUCCAACGAUAACUUGCUGGCUGCUACAAGGAUGCUGUUUCGACGGUCUCGAAAUCGACAUUCAGGUACAGCUGGUAGACGAGGAAGCCUUUGUUGGAAUGUAGGCCUUUUUUUGCUUCCUGGCCCAACCUUAACAAAGUUACCUACAAUCGAAGAGAGAAGAAAAAUGAGAGAAAGUGGAUUUGGUUGCCCUGUGGAUGACACAGGUAAAGAAAAAGUGUCCCAAAUCCAAAUGAAUUGGAGUUUGGCAGAUUUCAAACAAUUUGUCUGUCAAAGUUUCCCGAAUGUCAGCCUGAAUUUGGUUGGAUAUGAGUUAGCCAAGGCUGACAGAGGAAAGAACUUGAAGAAGGUUCAGGUUACUUCCGUCAAUGAAUUAAAGAAAGCUCUUGGCCGGAGUAGGCUGUACAUUCUACCAUUAGCAGAAUUACACCAGGAAUCGGCACCUCCUUUGUGCCAAUCCCGAUAUGAACCUGAACCAGGAGCCAACCCUGAGACAACUCCAACUGUGGUGACUGACCUUACUGAUUUCAUAAAUCGGGAGCUUAGUAGCAACGCAGAUGACACUGCAGGCAGCACAGUGGCCUUGCAGCAGUGGCGAGCUUUGCGGCAUGAACAAGACCAAGAAUUUGAACAAUCUUUAAUGGCAGACAGAGAAAAAGAGAUGAGACGCCAAAUUGUAGAGACACAGGAAAAGAGUCGACUUCAGGCAAUUGAAGACAGAAGAAAGAGAAUUUUUAAUCAAGAGGAACCCAUUGAUGGUGUGCCCAUCAAAUUCAAGUUUCCAAAUGGAAAGGAAAAAAUUCGAAAAUUCAUCCUGUCAGAGACAAUUCAAAUCUUAUUUGACUUUGUUGGUCAGGAUGACCUGUCCAGUGAAGUUUUCUACGUUCAAGAUGUGACUUCUUCCACACCUCUUGAAAACAGCCUCCAAGGAACCCUUUAUGAUCACAAACUUCAAGGUCAUUCAACUCUCUAUGUUCUUUGGACUUCACCAGUGGAUGCACAUGAAAGUCAAGGUAAACAGAACGAGGCAAGCACUGAAGUGAAUUCUGGUGAAGUCCAUUUCUCUUUUUCCAACCAGUCACCUGCAUCUCCAAAUGAACCGACUUCUUUUAUGCCAAUGAAUGAUUGUCAUUCCCCAACCCCCCCAAACUGGUCACCUGCUCAUUCACCUGCACACUGGUCACCUGCUCCUUCAUCUGCUCCUUCAACUGCACAUUGGCCACUUGUUCCUUCACCUACACAUUGGUCUCCUGUUCCUUCACCUUCUCACACACAUCAGUGGUCACCCGAGCAUUCUCUUCCCACUCAACCUUCCUCUCUAACAACUGACAAUUGUGAAAUGAUUUCGACACAAGUUGAUCUGCAGAUGAUUUUGAAGAAGCUACAUGACAGAGUUGAUCUCCAAUGUAGUCCUAUUAGCAAUCAAAUUAAUGUUAGUCGAGGCAACAUUUUACAAGGUAGUCUGCAAGCUUUUAAAAGAAAGCGCUUUAAACCAGAAGCAAGGCUGGAUGUGAUUUUUGUCGACUCUGAUGGGGUUGGAGAAGGAGCAGUAGAUGAAGGUGGACCAACCAGGGAAUUCCUACGCUUGCUGAUGAGGGAAAUCCAAAUGUCAAAAAUAUUUGAAGGACCAGAAGAUAACAGACUACUGGCUCUUGAUAAUCAUGCACUCGAGAAUGGCUUGUACAUGGCCAUUGGAAAAAUGAUUGCAGUGAGCGUAGUUCAUGGUGGAGUUGGCCCUCGUUUCUUUUCUAUUCGUCUCUUUAAGCAACUCUGUGGUAAAUGUACACUUCCUGUCUCCCUUGAGGAAAUAGCAGACAUCAGCUUCAGAGAAAAACUCUCAAAGAUUAAAGAAGCAGACUCUGUUGAAAAAGCUAAUUCAGCUAUCUCAGAUGCUGGGGACAGUCUGAACAUGAUGGGAGCACUUAGGUACGUCUCAUCUCUUAAAGAGAGGGAUUCGCUGGUCCAAUCUGCAGCAGAAUACUUUGUGAAUGGGCGGACAAAUUUGGCUCUCAGACAAUUUGAAGAAGGUUUCCAAACUCUUGGUGUGAUUGAAGAGCUCAAAAAUUAUGCGGACAUCUUGGAAGACCUGUUUGUCAAUGCAGUCAGACCACUGGAGGCAAAAGAUCUCUCCACUCUUUUCGAAGUGGACUUAUCACCCCUUGGAAGCAACAAAAGGCUGCUGGAAAGUAAGAUGAUCUGUUUCUGGAGAGACUGGUUGAUCGAUGUAGAAGAAGGUGACUGCGAUCCAUUGACACUGGAAAUGGUGUUGGAGUUCGCUUCUGGAGCCUCAUCUGUGCCUCCGCUAGGAUUCCCCCAUCAGCCAAAAAUUGAAUUUCUUUCUUCAUUUGGUCAAGAGAAUAGAAAAUAUCCAGAGGCCAACACAUGUCUUGUUAUUCUCAGACUUCCGUAUCACCGUACUUAUGAUGAUUUUAAAAUCUACAUGACUGAAGGUAUUUUGCAGUCGCCAACUUUCGGCACCAUGUAAUACAUUAUGCACCUCUUUCAUGUAAAGGUGACUAAAGAAAUACUUUAAGAAAUACAGGUUCACAAAUUCUCUUAAAGGGUUAGUUUACCCAAAAAUGAAAAUUCUGUUGUUAAUUAAUCCCCCUUGUGUCGUCCCAAACCCAUAAGACCUUCAUUCAUCUUUGGAACUCAAAUUAAGAUAUUUUUGAUGAAAUCUGAGAGCUUUCAGACCUCCAUGUAGACAGUAAUGUAAUUUCCACUUUCAAACCCCAGAAAGGUAGUAAAGAGAUUGCUAAAAUAGUCAUUGAUUACAAUGGUUCAACCUUAAUGUAAUGAAGUGAAGAGAAUACUUUUUGUGCACAAACAAUAACAACUUCAUUCAACAAUCUCUUCUCCAUUUUCAUUUGA
This is a messenger RNA of Misgurnus anguillicaudatus (oriental weatherfish), 3068 nucleotides long. Lineage: Eukaryota; Metazoa; Chordata; Actinopteri; Cypriniformes; Cobitidae. The record is from RefSeq and is a predicted model, not a curated record.